CCCAGGCCCGCGGACUGCCCCGGGCGGGCGGGGCUGGCAUCCCUGGGCCGACCCACUCGGCUGCUGGCCGCCUGCCCAGCUUCGCCUCCCAACCUGCGUUUUCUUUCGCUUUCUUCAGACAUUCCUUGCCGCCCCCUGGACGGAGGCUCCGGGCCCGGCUCGGCGCGCGGGCAGAGCAGCUUCGCCUCCGGGGGUUUCCCCGGUGCGGGAGGCGGGGGGCCGCGCGCCGUCGCCCGUACUGACCGUACUGUCGGUUCCAGACGGUGCGGGCGCCGGGAGGGAGGACGCCACCUCCUCGAGCCACCAACUCGGCGCCCACCGCCGCUGUGUCCCCAGACCUUCCCGCCGAGCGGGGGAAGGAAGCAAAAGCCUGGGAGAAACCGGCUGGACGGCACGUUCUGGAGCCUGGGACUAUACAGGGAGAGGCAGCCCCGAGAUGAGGCGGGGCUGGGGACCCCGGUGCCUUGCGCUCUCGUUCGCCCUGCUGGCCCAGCUGACUCUGCCAGGCGAUGGCAAUGAGGGAAGCAUUACUGGAAGUUGUCCCUGUGAUGAAGUCAUUUCUUCCGGUUCCCCUCUAAAGGCUGGGCCCAUGGGACAUCUCCGAAAGCAUGUGAAAGUCUAUCACCGCUGUGCUUCGUAUGUCAGGUUCCAGCUACCAUUCCGGAGUGUGUGUGGGGGCAGCAAAGACCAGUGGGUUCAGGAACUGAUGAGCUGCUUUGAUCGCAGAGAAUGUGGACAUGCUCACUUCAGGAAGGUGCCCCCCCAGGAGCAUUUACCUCCUCCAAGGACCCUGAUUGCUGACCCCACAGAAGAGGCACCUUCAGACAUGGGAAGUCCUGGGCAGAUGUACCUGCCACCCACCUUGAAGUCUACCCAGCAGCCAACCAUUCCAGCAAGAGUACCAUCCUUGGACAAGCAGCUCACCCAUACCAGUGAAACCACUACUUCCACUGCAAGCCACAGCCUGGGUGUUGGGCCUGGGGUUGGAGAGAACCAGAAGCAGCUGAAAGAAAAUGUGGCUGGGCCAUCAGCCAUGGUGCCAGUGCUGUGCCUCCUGGCCAUCGUCUUUGUUCUCACAGGAGCCCUCCUGUAUGUGCUAUGCAAGAGGAGGAGGCAGCUGCUACAGUACUCUCCAGAUUUGCAGCUUCAUUAUGCACCUGUGGCACCAGACUCCACCGCUGGAGCUAAGAAUGGAAGCUUGUGAGGACCCUGGCCUCACGUGCUUGCCCCUUUGCCUCAGCUUCUCUGCUGAUGGUUCCCCAUUUCCCAGGUCUCUCUUCACAUUACACCAGUUGUUCCUCUCCGGCUUCAGCCCUCUCCUGCUUCCUCCCUCGACCUCACAGUGAAGGCUUGGGCUUCCCAUCCAUUAUCCCUCUUCAGCAGCCAUAGACAGGCUGGUUUUACUUCCUCAAUCCUUUGCGUCACCCAUAUGUGCCCCAGUGAGUCUGAGCUCCUUGUUUUUGUUACUGUUUUUAUUAAAACCCUUAGUUCUUGUUUUGUCUCUUCCAAUGAAGAAGAAAGUGUUCUCAUUGAUCUAAGUCAGUGGAAACCUGUGGCAGGGACACGAAAUGUAUGAUGAAGUGGGUUAAGCAUAGCCCACUAUGAAUUGCCAUCUCCUGUCUGAGCUGGUCAGUGCUUUUGUGAAAAAGUACAGAGCAGGAGCACCCUGCUGGAGGAGCCAGGGCUUAGUUGUAGGCUGGCUGGGUCUUGAAGUUUCUCCAUUCCCACUGUUUGCUUCUUUGCCCUCAUACGCUCUGACCUGCAGGGCACACAUGCGGCAGCCCACGCUCCCCAUCCUGCAGGUCUCCAGGUUCCACCCAGGAUGCAGGUGAUGUUCUCCUUCCAAGCUCUUGCUCCACCUGCCUGAUCUAGUUUUCCAGCAUCUGCUCACAGGUUCGGGCCACAUCACUGAGCUUAAGGCGGGCAUAGUCCACUCGCUUCAGGGCCAUCUGACAAUCCUUCCUUGAAGAGUAGCUGGAUCCCUCAUGGGGCUGCCCUGUGGCCACCUACAGAGCAUUUAGAUUAAUCAGUGAAGCACCCGUUCUCUUACCCAUUUCUCCCACAGGCAUCAGGUCUUGUUUCAUUUCUUCCUUGAGUUUGAAUCUCACAUGGUAGUAGCUGGAUAAUCUAGGGGGAGUCACUUCUGUUAACCUCACCUGUAAAAUGGCGGGUGACUGUAACUACUUCCCAGAGUUAUAGAAAAGUGUCUGGUACAUUGUAAAAAUUAAGUAAAUGGUGACUGCUAUUGUAAAGA
This is a messenger RNA of Manis javanica (Malayan pangolin), 2254 nucleotides long. RefSeq names its product C-X-C motif chemokine ligand 16 (gene CXCL16). Gene Ontology annotation, molecular function: scavenger receptor activity; chemokine activity; low-density lipoprotein particle receptor activity. The record is from RefSeq and is a predicted model, not a curated record. Gene Ontology annotation, biological process: receptor-mediated endocytosis; response to type II interferon; response to tumor necrosis factor. Lineage: Eukaryota; Metazoa; Chordata; Mammalia; Pholidota; Manidae.